Penicillium expansum is the source of this 1665-nucleotide messenger RNA. RefSeq lists its product as uncharacterized. Bases 1 to 1665 code for a protein of 554 amino acids. The record is from RefSeq and is a predicted model, not a curated record. The transcript has 2 exons. NCBI's taxonomy places the organism in Eukaryota, Fungi, Ascomycota, Eurotiomycetes, Eurotiales, Aspergillaceae.
AUGUCGGGGGUGGAGGUGAUCGCGGUCGUAGCAUGUGUGGCAGCCAUCGUUUCCGCCUACAGCGAUGGAGCGAGCAUGUUUACUGCUAUUAGGAAGAAAUACCACGAGCGCCAGUCCACUCGGGAACUAGAAUGGUCGCUCGCACGCGGCCGUACUGAUAUUCAAUAUCAGUUUAAUCAGCACAGUCGAGAGCUUGGUCGACGAUACGAGCAAGGUGACUCGAUCGCUCGUGAGCAUAUGAAAGAUAUCAUCAUCACACUACAGGGGGCGUUGCUGAGACACCUCCGCGAGGCGCAGGAGCAGGGGACCACUCCGGAUUUAAUGGCGUUGCAGAUAGAGUCCGACCAGGGCCGCGUUCGCACUCUCGUCAUUUUGGGAGAUUUAUACCAGCGUCUCUCGCGGCCAUCACCUGUUCCGCCGUCGUUUUCCAUGCCCAUUGAUCCAAACUAUCGCAUGAUGAAUUCUUAUGGCCGGGGAUAUCCUCCCAAUGGCCCCGACAGAUACUGGUCACCCCACACGCUGGACAUGGGGUACCCCCCGGGCGGAUAUCCUGUCUCACCAGCCAGCUAUUCACCAGGCCAGAUCCUACCAGACGUCUGCAUCUCACCAACGGAUACACUGGGGAUAUCGAGAGACUAUGGGGCUUCGAGUCCACCGUCUCACAGACCGUCAUCAGGCUUUGGCUCAGUUGUGAGUAGUAUGAGCGACUUUUUUCAUCCCCGCCCAGGUCACGGGAGAACGCCGUCGUUUCCAUCGUCAACGCCCGAGCCCGCGCACGCACCACAAAAUAGAGUGUACAACCCAGUGUCGCCGUCGACGUCAGAGCCGAUUCCAGAAUUCGAUGUCAGACCAGCGACGCCGCCCAUACGCAAGCCACGAUCGAGCUCAAUACCCCACGAUGUCUUAGUGGGGAACCCGUGGAAGCACGAAAGCCACAUAGACUCCGACGACGAGGACGCCAUCAGUUAUGCUCCGAUCAACGAAGAAAACCACCACCUCUCGCCCACCAUCCCUCCACCCACGCAACCCCGCCACGAUUCCCUCUCCGCAACCUCAACCGCCUCCACAGACUCCACCCCGUCAAACCCCUCCACCCGAAGCAGUACCGACCGACCGACCCAAGCAAUCCGACCUCUCUGGCCACCCAGCAAAACAAAUAAUUACCUGGGUUUCUGCAAAGGAGCAUGGAAAGUGUACUCAGGAUUCCGGGGCUUCAAGAUAUACUCUGAGCCCGGAACAGGAUAUUACACCCAACAGUUAUGGCUGCGGUGCACGAAGUGCGCCUUUGAAGCACCUAUGGCCCCGAAGAGUUCCAGCCACAACCCGCAAUUUGAGGACAGCGUACGUACGCACAAAGCCAGCGGUAUCCGUUAUCGAUUCGAGUUCUUGGCGAAAUCCCACGUGCCUUGUAAGCGAGAUUCAGCGUCACGGUUUAAUUCUAAUGCUCCCCGCGGCACGUUUUGUUGUGUCUUUUGCUGCGCGACGGCACAGGGGUCGACCCAGGUUUAUGGAAACCUGGAUAUCUUCAUGGCGCAUCUGGCGGAACAGCAUCGGGCGGUUGAGAGGGGGACGUUGUCAGUUUUGCCUAGUAUGCGGUGUGUGGUUGGUCGGGUGGCACCUGAGACGGAAUAUUUUGAUGUGAAUAUUUUGCCGGCGCGCGGCUGA